AUGCAUGUUUUUAGGAGCAAGGAAGAGGCUGUGAGCCAUUUACGGACAAAGUUUACGGAUGCACACGAGGUCAGGGAGCUGAUGAAGAGGUACAACAUCUCGAUGAAGAGAGGAUGCUACAACUCAUACGAGGGCAAAGUGAUCGACGAAGCCAUACGAAGGUUUCUGAAGGAGCAUCGGCUUGAGAUGAGGAACUUGCAUGCCUUCUUUCUUGAGGAGGAGCCAGAGUUUCCAAUAAAAGAUCUUUUGGUGGAGGUGAGCAAUGCGCUUGAGCAGAGAACAAUGAACUCUGUAUGGGUUUAUGUAUCCUACCACUAUCACCCGUACAUCGAUGCGAAGUGGGAGCCCGAGAACGAGAUCCAGCUUCUCAAUCUUGUCAGGGUCCUUGGAUUCAAGUGGAAGGAGAUAUGCGGAAUAAUGAACAAGACCUCUCGAAAGUGCAUUUCCAACUACUACAGGAUAAUGGGGUUUAGAUACCUGUAUAGGAAGAGCUUUAAGAUGCCUGAGGGGGGCAUUCCCACCACAAACGAGGAGUGGGACAGGUUAUGCGAGAGUCUUAGGACUACUCGAAAGAGGCUGUCACAUCUAAUCAACGGGUACAUAUCAAGCAAACUAGUUGUUCCCUUCUGGAACGAAUACAACAACAUGGCCCUGAUGGGAUAUGUGAUACUCCACAACCACUUCUGCUCCGUGGACAUCAAGGUUUCUGAGAUUCUCAGGGUGAUAGACGAGGGGAGUGCCGAAACCUCGGGUGGGGAGGGAGUAAGCAGGGAAAGGAUACACGAGGAGAUAUCGAGGUUCAUUCCUGAUCUCGGGAGUUACAAGCUGGACAUUCCAAUUGAUGCCGAGGAUAUUUUCUGGAGAACCAUAAGGCUGUUUGUGCAAUUUCCUUCUGCACUACUGAGGUCGAGGUUUAUCCAGAUAACAAAGGUGUAUGGAAUCAGGACGUUUAAGGAUCUGAUUGAAGUGUUUCGAAACCUAGCUGUCGACUGUUACCUGUACAAAGUAAAAGAUAGGCUUAAGGACGAAGUGAACAAGAUUCUGAUCCAGAAGAGUACGAGACGAAGGUCUACCAAGGAGCUGGUGGAGGGAGACUAUGGCAGUAAAGCGGAGAGAUCUUGCCGUUAG
Encephalitozoon cuniculi GB-M1 is the source of this 1128-nucleotide messenger RNA. RefSeq lists its product as uncharacterized. NCBI's taxonomy places the organism in Eukaryota, Fungi, Microsporidia, Unikaryonidae. Bases 1 to 1128 code for a protein of 375 amino acids. The record is from RefSeq and is marked provisional. The transcript has a single exon.